CGUGUGCUCCCAUAUCUCCUGUGUAUUUUUUGGGGUGUGUGUGCGUUUGUGUGUGUAUUUAAAAAAAGACAAGAGGAGUGUGUGUUUGUGCCCUCGCAGUACAGAGGACUGAUAACUGACCGGGAUGCAUCAGCUGCCAGUGGUGACCUUAGUGCUGGUGGCGCUCUGCUCUCUGGGGAGCGUCGACUCUUCAGCCUAUGACAAGAUAGUCACCCACAGCCGCAUACGGGCCAGGAAGGAAGGACCCAAUGUGUGCGCGCUGCAGCAGGUCGUGGGCACCAAGAAGAAGUACUUCAGCACAUGCAGGAACUGGUACAAAGGCUCCAUCUGUGGCAAGAAGGCUGUGGUCCUAUACGAAUGCUGUCCUGGGUACAUGAAGCUGGAGGGCAUGAGAGGAUGCCCUGCAGUGGCUCCUAUUGACCAUGUGUAUGGCACGCUGGGGCUUGUAAAGGCUACAAACACACAGCAAUACUCCGAUGUGUCCAAGCUGAGAGAGGAAAUCGAGGGCAAAGGUUCCUUCACCAUGUUCGCGCCAAGCAACGAUGCCUGGGAUCAGCUGGAGCCUAAUGUACGUGCGGCACUGGAGAGCAACGUGAACAUCGAAUUGUACAACGCUCUUCACUUUCACAUGGUGAACCGUCGUCUUCUGACAAAAGACCUGAAGAACGGCAUGAGUCUCACUUCCAUGUACAAUGACCUGGGGCUCUACAUCAACCACUAUUCAAAUGGGGUUGUGACAGUGAACUGUGCCAGGAUCAUCCAUGCUAACCAGGUGGCCACAAACGGUGUGGUACAUGUGAUCGAUCGGGUAAUCAGCGCUGUGGGUAACACCAUCAAGGAAGUCCUGGACGUCAACGAUGAGCUCUCCUCUUUCAGCGCUGCAGCCUUAGCAUCUGAUAUGAUGGACAAGCUGGACCAGCCUGGCCAAUAUACUUUGUUCGCUCCAACUAAUGAAGCCUUUGACAAACUGAGCCCAGGCUACCUGGAGCGUAUCAUGGCAGACAAGACUGUUAUUGCAGCUCUGGUGAACUAUCACCUGUUGAACAGCGUCCAGUGUGCAGAAGCCAUCAUGGCAGGAUCCGUGUACGAGACAGAGGAGGGCAGCACCAUCGAGAUUGGCUGCGAUGGCGACAGUCUGACUGUCAAUGGCAUCAAGAUGGUGCUGAAGAAAGACAUUGUGGCUUCCAAUGGCGUCAUCCACCUCAUAGACCAGGUGCUCGUCCCUAACUCAGCCAAGGAAGUGAUGGAGCUUAUGGGACAAUCCCAGAGCACUUUCAUCGACUUGAUGUCCGAACUCGACUUAGCUGCUGCUCUGGGUCCGAAGACAGAGUACACACUGCUCGCUCCUCUCAACACUGCCUUCACUAAUGAGGUGAUGUCAACAGACCAGAGCCUGCUGAAAAUCAUUCUGGAAAACCACAUCUUGAAGCUGAAAGUCACCCUGAGCGAGCUCUACAACGGACAGCUGCUGGAAACAAUUGCUGGCAAACUGCUCAGAGUCUUCAUUUACCGCACUGCUGUGUGCAUAGAAAAUGCAUGUAUGACACGUGGAGGUAAGGAGGGAAGCAACGGGGCCCUCCAUCUUAUGAAGUCUAUCAUCAAACCGGCCGACAAAACCCUCUACGAGCUCUUGAUUGCUGACGGACGCUUCAAGAUUUUCCUGACGCUGAUGGAGACAGCAGGUCUGGAUGAGCUGCUGAAGCAGGAAGGCUCCUACACCAUCUUUGCACCAACUGACGAUGCCUUUGAUGGCCUCAGUAAAGAGGACUUUGCUCUUCUGAAAAGUGACGUGAAUGCUUUGAGAACCAUUCUCCUCUACCACUUCAGUAAUGGUGUCUUCAUCAAUGGAGGAUUAGAGGGAGGAGUGACCAACCUGCUCAAAACCUUCCAGGGCAACAACCUGCAAGUUAUAUCUGUAAACAACUCUAUCCAUGUGAACUCUGUGGACGUGCCAGACAGCGACCUGAUGGCAACAAACGGAGUGAUCCAUGUGGUGAAGAAUGUUCUGUAUCCUGGGGACCUUCCUGUGGGCCGUCAGGACCUCCUGGUCCUCCUGAGGAAGCUGAUUAAGUACAUCCAGAUACAGUUUGUUUCUGGAUUUUCUUAUGCUGAGAUCCCUCUUACCUUCCUCAAGAGAACCAUCACAACUACUACUUAUUUUGAGGUACCUGAUUCAACAAAGGUGAUCAGAGUCAUUGAAGGAGAGCCGACUAUCACCAAGGUAACGAGAGUCAUAGAGACUGAGCCAACAGUCACUGAGGUGGUGGUCGAGGGCGAGCCUGUGAUCACCAAGGUAACGAGAGUCAUCGAGGGAGAUCCUGCACUCACUAAGGUGACCCGAGUUAUCGAGGGGGAACCUUCACUCACCAAAGUGACCCGAGUUAUUGAAGGGGAUGCUUCCGUCACCAAAGUGACCCGAGUUAUUGAAGGGGAUGCUUCCCUCACCAAAGUGACCCGAGUCAUCGAGGGGGAACCUUCACGCACCAAAGUGACCAGGGUCAUCGAGGGGGAACCUUCACGCACCAAAGUAACCAGGGUCAUCGAGGGGGAUCCUUCACGCACCAAAGUAACCAGGGUCAUUAAGGGAGAGCCUACUAUUACCAAAGUUACCAGAGUUAUUGAGGGUACGGAGGUUGAUGCAGAUGGAAAGAGGAUUACGGGUGGAGCCAGAUACGCCACGGCGAACGAGCCUCAGAUCAUUGAGGGUCCAGACUUCUCCAGGAUCACCACCAUCCACGGCAACCCAAAUCUGAUUGAUGAGGAAUCAGAGAGAAUCACCAAAAUCAUUCAAGAGGGAGGCAGAUUCGCUGCUGCCAGGAAAGCUCCAGCUGGAAUGAAGAGGAGAGCAAGGCUGGUCAGGCGUCACCACAAACCAAGGGAGUGAAUAGAGCAGAGAGAAAACACCUUCGGGCUCACCGCAGAGACUGAAUGCUUCUCCGGCGCUCCUGGUUGAGUGCUGGACGAUUGAAAAACUGUGGACCAUUAGGGAGAGAGCAAAUAGAGCUAGAAAUUUCUUUGUCCAAACCGCCAUUAAGAAUGAUUGUUUACUAUUCCAUCUGGACCAUACUGUAUGUGAUAGGCAUGAUGUGAAAUUAGAAUACCCUUUUUGUAAGUAAUGUAAGCGUGCAAGUAAAAUAUGGCUCUUCGCCAUGGGUAAUUGUGGGUGAAAGGUGAGAUAUAUUCUACCACUGAGAGAUAUUUUUUACAGGUUUUCUUUUUUUUUUUCUUUUUUUUUUUUAACCAGUCACUUUGUAAACAGAUAGCUUGGGAAGACUUUUUGUAUGCUUUUUAUGGUGCUCGCAUUCAGUACAAUGGAUGCAUUUUAAUGAAACAGUGUUUUGCUUCCAUUAGAUUUUGUACUGUACCUCUGUAAAUUAUCACAUGGUAAUUAAAAAAAAGUUACAAUA
Messenger RNA from Stegastes partitus (bicolor damselfish), 3407 nucleotides. RefSeq names its product periostin. The record is from RefSeq and is a predicted model, not a curated record. Gene Ontology annotation, biological process: extracellular matrix organization; cell adhesion. Gene Ontology annotation, molecular function: cell adhesion molecule binding. NCBI's taxonomy places the organism in Eukaryota, Metazoa, Chordata, Actinopteri, Pomacentridae. The coding region runs from base 125 to 2884 and encodes 919 amino acids. Gene Ontology annotation, cellular component: extracellular matrix. The transcript has 23 exons.